Messenger RNA from Acanthopagrus latus (yellowfin seabream), 5089 nucleotides. RefSeq names its product family with sequence similarity 184 member A (gene fam184a). The record is from RefSeq and is a predicted model, not a curated record. Bases 643 to 4116 code for a protein of 1157 amino acids. The transcript is spliced from 22 exons. NCBI's taxonomy places the organism in Eukaryota, Metazoa, Chordata, Actinopteri, Spariformes, Sparidae.
UGCAGCAUGAAGUGUUGAGGUGAUCCAUGGCAACAGAGCAGCAGCAACCAACCGCCGAGCCUGUCCUCUUCACUCACUCACACACACACUCACUCACUCUCACACACUCACACACACCGUCAAUCUCUACACACUCUCCGUCAAUGUAACCGGAACACACCGAGGAGGAAACACUCCGAUCGGCUCCCGCUGAAAAACACUUCGGUAUCAAGGUGACCGUCCGGGAGCCAGCCAGCCAGCCGGCCAGCCGCCCGACUAAUAUCCAGCUCCUCAUCAGCGCCAGGUGACAGCAGACGGGACCCGCGCCUCGGUGCACCGCAAACGGCCACAUCUGUGAACGGACAGGAUGGUUGUAGCUAACAUUUCUGGGGCUUAACCAACAAAACAUUCACCCCUUUUUGGUGUACUACUAUCGGGACAAGAGCAAAAUGAGACCAAUUUUUAACACUUUGUGGGCUAAAGAGGCUUCAUUCUUUUGAUUUUUUUUUUCUUGUUGUGUCUCGGCAAAAAAAAAAAAAAAAAAAAAAAAAAAUCCGACACUGUCCCGGUCCUCUCCGCCGCUCGCUGGCCGUCUCAAUUGCAGCGUCCGGUUUAUUAUUAAAGCCCAUAUCUCUCUGAAGCAUCUGAAGCAUCGCUGUGAAGAUGGCGACUGGGUCGGGUUGGCAGCAGUAUUACUGCCCUGCCGGUCAGGGGAAAUUCAGUUCGUCCACCACGACAUCCAGCAUGUCCUUUCAGUCCGGCAUCACCAUGGAAUAUACCCAAGACCUGCACCUGAAGAUGAGCAAGAAAAUCGCACAGCUAACAAAGGUUAUCUAUGCACUGAACACGAAAAACGACGAACACGAGGCAGCCAUCGCCACUCUGAAGGAGGCCCACGAAGAGGAGGUGCAGCAGAUUCUGUCCGAGACCCGGGAGAAGAUAUUGCAGUACAAGAGCAAGAUCAGCGAUGAGAUGGACCUGAAGAGGCGGAUCCAGUCUCUGGAGGAGUCCAUGGAGCUCCACGAGAGGAUGAAGAGGCAGGCGCUGGCUGAGUUCGAGAGCUACCGCCAGAGGGUUGAGGACAUGCAGCUUUGCACUGAGGCUCAGCACACGCAGCGAGUGGUGUCCAUGUCGAGGGAGGUGGAGGAGAUGCGGCGGUCCUUCGAGGAGAAGCUACGCACAUUCAGCUCGGCCCAGAACCAGUUCGAGCAGGAGAAGAAGGUGGCUCUGGAGGAGCUGAAGGCGCAGCACAGACAGGAGGUCCAGGAGCUGCUCCGCAGCCACCAGAGUCAGAACGCGAACUACAGCAAAGACCAGGAGAAACUGGGACAGCUUCAUAAAGCCGAGGUGGAUUCUCUGACAGAGCGGGUGGAGGAGCUGAAACAGGACAAGAAGAGGCUGGUGGAGGAGUACGAGGCCAAACUUAGCAAGGCUCAGGCCUUUUAUGAGCGCGAGCUGGAGGCCAUGAAGAGAACUCAGCAGCUGACCGCUGACAACCUGUUGGCAUGGAAACGCACCGAGGCCGAGCUGCGGCGGGAAUUUCAGACUCAGGAGGCGGCGCUCCAGAAGACCCUCGGCAAACUGAGGACCGAGCUGGCCCGGGUGUCGGAGGAAGCCCGGGAGAACCGGGAGAAGUCCUACAAGCUUCAGUCGUCACUCAACGCCUCAGAGAGCAACGUGAAGGACUUAACCAAGCAGCUGGAGGAGGUGACCCAGAACUCAGAGAUUGUGGAGAUCCGUCAGAAGGAAGCUGAGUGUGAACUCGAGGCGGCCAGAGACCGAGUUCAGCAGCAAGCAACUGAAAUACUGCUCAAAGCCAGUCAGAUAAGCAGCCUGCAGGCCACCCAGAUGACCCAGGAAGCAGCCAUCAGGGACCUGGACAACGAGCGGAACCGACUGAAGGACAAAGUGCUGAGGAUGGAGGAAGAGAGGGAGGCUCUGCAGAGCCAGUGUCAGGCUCUGGACGAAAGACAGAAACAACAGCUUCAGUCUCUGGAGAAGACCCUGCGUGAGGAGAAGGCGUCCCACGAGAAAGAUAUGAGCAACAUGCGAGCUCGAUCCGAAGAGGAGGCCAGCCAGAUGAAGGAGAGCCAGGCCCGAGCUCUGGAGGAAGUCGCCAAGAAGCACAGACUGACCCUGGAGAACGCUCUCACCAACGCCGAGCUCGACAAGAACCGCCUGCUGGCUGAGCUGGAUCAGCAGUUUGAGAGGGAGCGCCUUUCGCUGGAGGAGCAGAAGACGCUUCUCAGGCAGCAGCUGGACGAGCUGAGGGAUGAGCUGACCUCCAAACUCACUGCAGCCAAUGAGGAGGUGGCUCGGCUGCAGCAGGAGGUGCAGCAGGGGGAGCGGGACAUCGGGACAGCUGAGGGACAGAUCUCCACGCUGAAGGAGGCGCAGGACAAACUGCUGGAGGAGCUGGACGCCACCCGGGCCCGGCUGAGAGAGACCAGCAACCUGCUGACUGCACUCCAGGGAGAGUUGGAGACCCAAACACGUCAUCAUGAAGCCAAACUCAUCACCACCAAAGAAGAAGAGAAACACAAGAUGGACAAGAUGGCUCUGGAGCUGGAGCUCAAAUGGACUGAAACACUCAGGCAGGAGUGUAAGAAGCUGCGCGAGGAGCUGAAAGAGGAGCACGAGGAGGACAAGGCCUCGGCCCUGGCUCAGCUGGCGCAAAGCAAGGAACAGGAAAUGAGCAACGCCAGGGAGAGCUGGCAGAGGAAAGUGGAGGACCUGCUGGAACAGAUCUCCCUGCUGAAGCAGAGUCUGGAAAUGCAGCUGUCCCAGUCACAGUCGUCGCUGCAGCAGCUGCAGCACCAGUUCAACCAGGAGCGAGAGCACCUGAGGAUGCAGCUGGACGAGCUGCAGACGGAGCACCAGAGGCGGCAGCAGCGUCUGCAGGAAGUCCACUGCUGCUCCAUGCAGGACAUGGAGCACGCCAGGCAGAGGGACCUGAAGGAGUUGGAGGAGCGUCUUCGCCACCAUCACCAUGCAGAGCUGCAGUCUCUCAGAGAGGCUCACCGCCAGAGCAUCGAGACACUCAAACAGCAGUCGGAACAAGAGCUGCAGACACUUCGCUUUGAACUGGAGGACGAGGGCAAAGCCAUGCUGGCCUCUCUGCGAUCAGAGUUGAACCACAUCCACGCAUCAGCCAUCGAACACCUGAGACAAACCCACCAGCAGGAGUUACAAGCCGCCAAGGUGGAGCUGGAGAAAACACUGGAGAAUAACCGGACACAGGAGCGAGAGCUGUUGGGUCGGAUCACUGAGCUGCAGGAGGAGGUGUCCCGGAGGAAGAACCACAUCGCUCAGCUGGACCACCAGAUCCACACGCUCAAUGAGAACAUCAGCACUCUGACUAAAGAGCUGGAGCUCAAGGGCAAGGAGGUGCUCAAGAUCCGCAGCGAAGCCAAUCAGCAGAUCAGGGCUCACGAGCAAGAGCUGACGAAGAGGCACGAGAGGGAACUUAACGAGAUGAGCGCCGUCCACAGCAGGGAGACGCAGAACAUGCUGUCAGACUUCAACAAAGCCCAGGAAGUGCUCAAAGACAAGAUCUCCGCCCUCCAGAUACUGCUGGAAGGAACAGAGGAGAAGUUCAGGAACAGGGAGAGUCGUCCUGAGGAUCUGCAGAUCAUCGCUGAGCUGAAGGACAUGGUGUCAGAGAGGGAAUCUUUAGUCAAGAAACUUGUGGACGAUAAGAAGUUCUACCAGCUGGAACUCGUCAACAGGGAGACCAACUUCAACAAAGUGUUCAACGCCAGUCCUAAUGUAGGAGUUAUCAACCCACUCAUCAAGCAAAAGAGAAAGAAUGAGAAAACAGCAGCCAGCAGAUUCAGCAGCUCUUCUAAUGUCAGGGCUAUGGAGGCAUCGGGUAUGGGCGUGGGCGUGGCAGGUUCGGGAAGUGGGCAGCCCCCACAACCCCCACCACCACCCCCAGCCCAGCCCAGCCGCCUAGAGCCCCUCCCCAACUCCCCCCUCCACCACCUUGAACUCAACUCCAACAAACCUCUUCCCCCGCCGACCCCUCCCACCGAACCCAAGAAAUUCAUGAGCCCUCCUGAAACAAAGACUGACUCCGCCAUCGACUCCCCGGACGCCCAGCGCCAGGAGUGGUUCGCUCAGUACUUUUCCUUUUGAUUGACCACAAACCUGCAAACACAAGGAUUCAGCAUGUCAACCAAACUUGAGAAGAAAAAAAAAAACUGAGAUCCAAAAAAAAAAACAAAACAAAACAAAAAAAGAGAAAAAAUGUUAAAACUAUUUGUUAUUUACUGUCAUUGAUCGGUAUGGGGAUCAGUUCACUUUAGACGCAGCCAGCUGGAAGUCUAAUUCGUGGUUUGAGGAUUAAUUUGUCAUUGAUCUGUUCGACGAAGCGCGCAGAGCUCGAUGUCCUUCAUCCUCGCUCCGGUGAAUAAUGUAAAGAUGACCCGCUUCCUGUCGCCUGGCUGAGGGGAAAGUGAACGGAUCCUGACCAUCACUCUGAUCUGAUUUGAUUGUUUGAUUCUCUCUGAUUGUUUCACUGUGGAUGAGUUUCUCUCUUAGUACAGUGACAAUGAUCAUCAGUCUGUUUCGAUGUUUAUUUGAUUUCUUUACUUCCUGACUUUUUUUUUUUACUUUUUUUUUUUUUUUUUUUUGCACUUUCAUGGAAUUAGAAAAAAAAAACAUUGAGUGGUGCAUUAUCAUGCUGCUAAUUGCCAUCGUUGGACUCCAGUAAGAAACAUAUAUAUAAAGAAAUAUACGGUAGGUUAUUGUGCUCUCUCUGUACGUGGGCCCACUGCAUACAGCAUCUUAGACUAGGAGCGCUGAUCUACGACCAGUUCGCCCUCCUCAUCAACGGUGACAUUUCCACGGACCUGAUCCUAGAUCAGUCACACUUCUCUGAUAUGCUCCAUGAACAUAGGCUCUGGUUUUAGGACGGCACCAUCAUGGCGAGUUUGUUACAGCUGCAUAGAAGUUUCAGCAGAUUUUGGUAGAAUAUUAAAACCUGUUUGUAUGGUUGUCUGUCUCAACACAGAUAUAAUGAUGUCUCACCAAUUUUAAAAACAAAAAUAGCAUAUUUUAUAUUUAUAUUAUAAUGUGUAUGCUUAAUAAAUAAUUAUUGUGACAUUUA